Ilyonectria robusta is the source of this 1461-nucleotide messenger RNA. RefSeq lists its product as uncharacterized. The transcript has a single exon. The record is from RefSeq and is a predicted model, not a curated record. Lineage: Eukaryota; Fungi; Ascomycota; Sordariomycetes; Hypocreales; Nectriaceae. Bases 1 to 1461 code for a protein of 486 amino acids.
AUGGCUCCCACACCUAACGUAGGAGAUUUGUCCGAAUGGGGCCUGGAGAUCGAUUUCCUCGUGGCCAAGGAGAGGCCAGGUAGCCGGAGCUGGGAGGACGACGACCGCUGGGCUUGCCCGGCGCAUGAACCCAACCCUCAGGAAGCCUGUGCGAGACAUUGCGCGGAAAUGAUCAAAGCGUACGCCUCCAGACAGCUCCUUGCUAAAGGGGGAAUGGGUUAUUGUGGACAUGUUGCUGCUCAGAACGAGACCAACUUCACGCCCAUCGACCUCUCCUCAGAGCGCCAGGCCCUUCCCCCAAGCAUGUGCAACUGGCUGUUCAGUGCUUCUCCAAACGCCACCUCUCUGAAGACAAGUCCUGACAAGUUAGACUGGGUUGGCAUUAGAAUGCGAAGCCCAUUCAGGCCCCUCCCUGAUGUCUUCCCCAGUGGCAUGCCGCCUGUCCCCGACUUGGUGCCCUCGGUGUCCCCUUCGAACUCUCCGUCUUCUUCCGGGUCCUCGGGGCCUCCCAGUAUUCCACCAUCACCACCACCGGAGGACUGGCCUCGUCUCGAGGUGGAGAAUGUCCUUGGAAUACUCCGCAACAAAGUCAAGAUACACGCCAAUUCGACUUGCCAGCUUCGGCUUCACUACACGCUUCGACGCGAGGGCUUUGACCUCGUCCAGGCCAAGAAGAUGCUCACUCUGUGCUGGAUGAUGGAGACGGAUCUAUUCCUGAAACUUCGACCUGCAGUGCAAAACCCUGGGCGCAACCACUUCUUGCCGAUGACUACGUCUUCCAAAAUCGCCAAGCUUCCGACCAAGUUUGAUGAGGGGUACAUGGCGGCGCUUCCCGAUGUUUGCGAACAGCGGCUUGGCGAGACUAGGCCCACCGGACCCGAAGCCGAUGAGCUGGACCAACAUAUCCCUAAGUUCAAGGAUUGCUGCCUCCAGGAGCGUAUCCAGGCCAUUUGGGACACCAGGACUCUCGCCGAGCUUGCCGACCUAAUCAUGAGCCCCGACGGCGAAACCACCAUCGCCAUCCACCUCCCUGGAGCCAAUCUCAGUCCAACCAUGGAGUUCCGCUACACAUCGUGGCACCCACAGAAGGAUUCGAUGGAAUACUGGCUGCGACUUAUAGGUCGCAUAUUCUUCUUCUGUAUGGGAUCCUCCCCAAAGGAAUUCAAGCACAUUGUCGAGCAGGUAGAUUCGAGCCUCCUGGAAGACCAGAAGUGCGAGGAGCAAGAGCGGUGGAAGCCACUGCUCGCCUAUGAGUUUGGAGCACGGAUGUGCUAUUUCUGGGAGGAAAGGUUCCUGAAGGAGGAGCUAGAGGGUCGAUCUCUCUCGCCGAAGAACCUUGACUGCCAGGGCAUCUUGGACAGGGUGGUCAAGGUUGCCUGUGUCAGCAUAGUUGAUCCGGAUUCAAACUCGGAUUCGAGGUCGACUUCAACCUCGGACGAGGACCUGUCUGCAAGUAGCUAA